UGCGGCGUCCGGGCGGAGUGAGGGAGAGAGGGAGGCUGGAUGUGGCGGCGCCUGCUGGGGACCAUGUCCGCGGAGGGGGCUCCCUGCCGCCGCCCGCGCCCGCCCAAGGACGCGCUGCGGCACCUGCGCUCCCGGGAGAAGCGCCUGGGGGCCCCGGGGGCCUUGGCCAAGGGCGGCGCCAGCACCGUCUUCGUCCAAGUGGCGGCCGCCGGGACCCGGGACGUAGGAGCCGCCGUCUACGUCUUCUCCGAGUACAACCGGUACCUUUUUAACUGUGGGGAAGGUGUGCAGCGCCUCAUGCAAGAGCACAAGUUGAAAGUGGCUCGCUUAGACAAUAUCUUCCUCACUAGAAUGAACUGGGCAAAUGUUGGUGGUCUGUCUGGAAUGAUUCUUACUUUAAAAGAAACAGGGGUUCCAAAGUGUGUGCUUUCUGGGCCUCCGCAGCUGCAAAAUUAUCUGGAGGCAAUCAAAGUAUUUUCUGGUCCAUUAAAAGGAAUUGACCUAGCUGUGCGACCUCAUUCUGACUCAGAAUAUCAAGAUGAAACAAUGACUGUCUAUCAGGUUCCCUUGGUGGGCAAAAAGCUGCAAGAUGAGCAAAGGCCACAUCUGAAUUCUCAACCGCCAGUCGGUGAUGUAGACCAAAAGCAUAUCAUGAUGCCAGGAUCUCUGCCUGCAGAGCAUCAGUCCCUAAAGGGUGACAGGAGUAGGGAGUCCCCUGAGAAAACAGAUGGUAGGUGGCAGGUUGGUCAGAGGGAUCCAUCUCUUGUUGUUGCAUUUAUUUGUAAGCUUCAUCCAAAGAAAGGGACCUUUUUGGUGCUCAAAGCAAAGGCGCUUGGCUUGCCUGUUGGCACUGCAGCAAUUGCUCCCAUCAUUGCAGCUGUGAAGGAUGGGAAGAACAUCACGUUUGAAGGCAAAGAGAUCCUUGCUGAAGAAAUAUGCACCCCCACAGACCCUGGUGCAGUCUUCAUCAUAGUGGAAUGCCCUCACGAAGGUUUUAUAGAUGCCGUCUGUGAAAAUGACACACUGAAAGGGUAUCAAGAAGGAAAACAGGAGAAUCCUGUGGCUUUAGUGAUUCAUAUAACACCUGAACCGAUUCUGAGGGACAGUCGAUAUAAACAAUGGCUAGAAAGAUUUGGAUCCACUACUCAGCACUUGAUACUCAAUGAAAAUUGCAAAUCAGUACAUCAUCUCCGAAGCCACAAAAUUCAAACCCAGCUCAACCUUAUCCAUUCAGAGAUCUUUCCAUUGCUCACCAACUACCAAAGCAAGGAAGAAGAAGCCACGUUCAAUGUGCCGGUUACGCGAGGAGAGUGCCUCCUCAAAUACCAACUGAGACCCAAAGCAGAAUGGCAGAGGGAGGCUGUUGCAGUUUGUAAUCCUGCUGAAUUUGUAGCUGAAGCUUUGGAGUUGCCUGACUUCCAGGAUUCUGUGCAGAAGUGCAAAGAGAGCUUACCUGCCAGGUUGACUGUGUCAGAAAACACAGAUUGCUACCCAGAAGUUAUAUUCUUGGGAACUGGCUCUGCAAUCCCAAUGAAAAUCCGGAAUGUUAGCUCCACUCUGAUAAACAUUAGUGCUACUCAGUCUCUGCUUCUGGAUUGUGGAGAAGGAACAUUUGGCCAGCUUUGCCGCCAUUAUGGAGAUGAAAUUGACAAAGUGCUGUGUAACAUUGCAGCAGUGUUUGUGUCUCAUAUACAUGCUGAUCAUCACACGGGCUUGUUGAAUAUCUUGUUGCAGAGACAUCGUGCAUUUAUGACGCUGGGCCAGUCCCCUAGCCCACUGUUGUUGGUAGCGCCCACACAGCUCAUGACGUGGCUGCAUCAAUACCAUGACCAUUGCCAAGAAAUCCUGGGACACAUCAACAUGAUUCCUGCCCGGUUUUUAAUAGAAGGGUGUGAUGUCUUUAAACCUAAAGCAAAAGCAUUCAUUGCCUCGCUUUUGGAGAAGUAUGACUUUGCAAAGUUUCAGACAUGUCUAGUCCGACACUGCAAGAAUGCUUUCGCUUGUUCCAUGGUCCACAAGUCUGGGUGGAAAAUAGUCUACUCUGGCGACACCAUGCCCUGCGAGGCUUUAGUUGAAAUGGGAAGGAAUGCUUCCUUGUUGAUUCACGAAGCCACAUUGGAGGAUGGUUUGGAAGAGGAAGCUAUAGAGAAGACACAUAGCACUACCUCCCAGGCAAUUGGGGUUGGAAUGAAGAUGAAUGCAGAAUUCAUCAUGCUCAAUCACUUCAGCCAGCGUUAUGCUAAAAUCCCUCUUUUCAGUGAGGAUUUCAGUGAGAAGGUUGGAAUUGCAUUUGAUCACAUGCAGGUGCGCUUCUGUGAUUCUGCUGCUAUUCCAAAAUUGAUCCUGCCUUUGAAAGCCUUGUUUGCGGAUGAGAUCGAAGAGAUGGAAGAGCGCAGAGAGAGACGAGAGCUGCGCCUUUUCCAAGAGGCAAUGAAAAUGUCUGAGGCCCGGACAGUUGAUGGGAAAAAGGCACCCAUGAAAACGAAAUCGGAGCACACAGAGGAUUCUCAUGCAGCACCAAACAAAAAACUGAAAACGACAAAUUGAGCAAUGCAGCAGCAGAGAACUGCCUUUGUGCCUUUCUACCUGGUUGAGUGACAUGCAUGAAACGUGAUCCUAGGAGGGAUCUGCUCAUACGAGCCGGUCAAGCUGUUUACUCCCUGGAAAAAUGGUUUCUUCUACAAAUGAAGUUCUUGCAGGAAACAUUGUCCACAUUACUAACAAAGUGUGAUUCCGGACUACAAUACCUAGAAACAUGCUUGAACCUGGUAGCUCAUCUAGCAGUUUACAGGACAUACUUAAUGUUUUCCCCCUUUACAAAGUCUCAGAGAAGCGAUUGUAAAAAGUAUUAUAUAAACAUAAGGUGAUCGGUUCACUGUAACAAAGCAAUAGGCUCUCUGUGAUUAGGAAUGCUGUUCCUUAUUUUGCAAUUCACUAAAUAUCAGAUGGAAUGGAUAUGUCUCAUAGAAGAGGAUGUGUUGUGUUAUAACUAUGCAUGCCUCAAGAAGCAAUAUUGGAUCUAUGAGAUCAGUUUUAAAAUAUUCUUCCCUUAGUGCUUACAGCAUAAUGCUGCCUUCUUAAUUCACAACAAAGCAUACUAUCUCUCCAUUGUAUUAUCCUGGUAUGUAUACUGACUCCCUAUUAGCUGCAGCUAGCAAGAACAGGGAUGGUGGAAGGGAUCAUCCAAGGCUGUUUUUAUCAUGCAAUUGCCCUGCCUCAUUCAUGGAGACUUUUGGAAGAAGGCAAAUUGGGGAGGGGGGGGGGAGCAUUCCAGUGUUUUCCUGACGCUGCUUCUUCUUGACUAGCUCUGUCUCUCCCCCAUUGUUUAGAAAAGGAAGAUAAAUUAGGUACAUAAGGCUUUUUUAUUGCUAGAUCUACCUGUCUGGAGAAGCAGCCCCAACACAACCUGAAUGCCCACAGGGUUUCUGAUCCCGCAUUGUCCUUUCACUUACGUUGGGUUGGUUCAGCAUUUUAAUGAGACAAACCUCUUUAAUAAUCCUCAGAAUUUGCAAACAAAUGGAGGCAGGCACUUGGGUAUCUGGAAAAGAGGACAAAGGUAAACUUGAAGAUUGCCAUAAAGGGGAUUCAGUGAAAGAAGAUAUAUGGGUAGUUGUAUAAGACCUGUGAACCAAUUUAGGGUUUUUAAAGGGUGGACCAUAAAGAAAUAGUCAAAAUUGUGACAUUCUUACUAAUGCAAGUUCAUAAAGAAUUGUGUUGGGAAGAAA
Messenger RNA from Anolis sagrei ordinatus, 3725 nucleotides. RefSeq names its product elaC ribonuclease Z 2 (gene ELAC2). Gene Ontology annotation, biological process: mitochondrial tRNA 3'-end processing. Gene Ontology annotation, molecular function: 3'-tRNA processing endoribonuclease activity. The record is from RefSeq and is a predicted model, not a curated record. Lineage: Eukaryota; Metazoa; Chordata; Lepidosauria; Squamata; Anolidae. Gene Ontology annotation, cellular component: mitochondrion.